This is a messenger RNA of Plectropomus leopardus (leopard coralgrouper), 554 nucleotides long. NCBI's taxonomy places the organism in Eukaryota, Metazoa, Chordata, Actinopteri, Perciformes, Serranidae. The record is from RefSeq and is a predicted model, not a curated record.
AAAGAAGAAAACCCUCAGAAUAAAUGAACGUUCCCCCUCAGGUGUCGGACCUGGUGAUCAUCCUGAACCAGCGGAGGGCUGUCGAUGCGUUUGCGAAGGGCGGGAACCUGACGCUGGGCGGGAACUGCACGGUGGCCGUGGGACCCAUGGGCAGGAACGUGGAGGCGGACGUGGCUCUUCGCAGUCCUGCGGCAGUCUUCACUUACUGUAAAUCCAAAGGUCUGUUUGCUGGUAUUUCUCUGGAGGGAUCUGGCCUCAUCGAACGCAAAGACACCAACCGCAAGUUCUACUCCCGAGACAUCCGCGCAUCGGCCAUUUUGAACGGUGACGUGGAGCCGCCGUCAGAGUGCGCCGACCUUUACCACAUCCUGGAGCAGUACACGGAGGCCUACUGCGCUGACUGGACCAGCAAGAACAUGCGUUCAAAGUCAUCUGCUCCUCCAUCCAGACCUCCAGCCCCGACUCCACAGAGACCCACAAACACGUAUGUGCCUCCACCAACCAGUUACCAACCAGCACCAACCAGUUACCAACCAGCACCAACCAGUUACCAA